AUGGACAGUCCGUGGCUGGUAUUCUAUCCUCUGCUGUUAAUAACGACUGUUCUAUGGUUGAUAUAUAGAUGGCAACAGCACACAAGACUCUUCAAGCUGGGCAAUGUUUUACCGGGCCCACCUUGUGUACCAUUCUUCGGAAAUGGACUUCUCGCAUUAGGGAAGCAACCUGAUCAAGUCGUCAAAUUCUGUCUUGAGUUGACCAACACGUACGGCACAGUGUUUCGAGCUUGGGUCGGCUCCAACCUUUUAAUAUUCCUCCUGGAUGCCGACGAUAUUGAAGUUAUUCUCAACAGUCAAAUACACAUCGAUAAGGCCGAUGAAUACAGAUUCUUUGAACCUUGGCUUGGUGACGGCCUUCUAAUUAGCACAGGUUCAAAAUGGCGUUCUCAUCGCAAAAUGAUAGCCCCAACAUUCCAUAUCAACAUUCUGAAGUCAUUUGUGGGAGUCUUCAAUCAGAACAGCAAGAAUGUUGUUGAAAAAAUGCGAUCAGAAAUUGGCAAAACGUUUGAUGUCCACGACCAUAUGAGUACAGCGACUGUCGACAUCUUACUAGAGACCGCAAUGGGAAUAACAAGAAAAACUCAAGAUGAAUCAGGUUUUGAUUACGCUACAGCAGUUAUGAAGAUGUGUGACAUAAUUCACCAAAGGCACUACAAGUUCUGGUUACGAUUUGACCCGCUUUUCAAAUUGACUCCAUUAUUUGAAAAGCAGAAGAAACUUUUGGGCAUCAUUCAUGGAUUAACCAAUAAGGUGAUUAUGAAUAAAAAGCAGGCAUAUUUAGAAAACAAAGCUAAAGGUUUUAUUCCGCCAACAUUGAAGGAACUGACAAGAAAUCUAGAUGACGAUACUGCUACCGAAAAUAAAACUGUCUCGGAUACAGUGUUUGAAGGAUACCGGGAUGACUUGGAUUUUAAUGAUGAAAAUGAUGUUGGCGAGAAGAAACGGCUUGCUUUCUUAGAUCUGAUGAUCGAAUCUGUUCAGAACGGAACACAUCAGCUGACCGACCAUGAAAUUAAAGAAGAAGUAGAUACUAUUAUGUUUGAGGGUCAUGAUACCACAGCUGCCGGCUCCAGCUUCGUUCUCUGCCUUCUGGGUGUCUAUAAGGACAUUCAAGCAAAGGUUUACAACGAGCUGUACGAAAUCUUCGGAGACUCAGACAGACCAGCCACCUUCGAUGAUACUCUUAAAAUGAAGUAUCUUGAGAGGGUGAUCCUUGAAUCUUUGAGGCUGUACCCACCUGUACCCGUAAUCGCUAGAAAACUUAAUCGCGAUGUUAGAAUUGAAACAAAGAACUACGUCCUACCCGCAGGCGCUACAGUAGUGAUAGGAACAUACAAAGUCCAUAGAAGUCCUAAAUACUACAAGGACCCCGAUACGUUUAACCCUGACAACUUCUUACCUGAGAACGCAUCGAACAGAUAUUACUACAGCUUCAUUCCCUUCAGUGCAGGGCCCAGGAGCUGUGUUGGACGCAAGUACGCCUUGUUGAAGCUCAAGAUCUUAUUGUCAACAAUUCUAAGAAACUAUGAGUGCACAUCCACAGUUCCUGAGAAAGACUUCAAACUCCUCGCUGACAUUAUUUUGAAGAGAUCAGAUGGAUUUACAAUCAAAAUUGAACCUAGAAUAAGGAAACUCGUAAAUGUAGCUUAG
This is a messenger RNA of Helicoverpa zea (corn earworm), 1653 nucleotides long. Its product is annotated as cytochrome P450 4g15-like. The record is from RefSeq and is a predicted model, not a curated record. Lineage: Eukaryota; Metazoa; Arthropoda; Insecta; Lepidoptera; Noctuidae. Gene Ontology annotation, molecular function: iron ion binding; heme binding; oxidoreductase activity, acting on paired donors, with incorporation or reduction of molecular oxygen. The coding region runs from base 1 to 1653 and encodes 550 amino acids. The transcript has 10 exons.